AUGUAUCAAAAGAUGUGGGUUGAAUGCGCACAAUGCUCGGGUCGCUCUCACCUAGAGACGUCUGGCACCCCCAUUUCCGCGGUCUGCGCAGUGCCAGAUGCACUCUGCACCGAGAAAGAGCUGGGAAGCUUGACCUGUGCAUGGUGCCUCCGCUCGAGGUGCGCGCGACGAGGCAGCUCGCUGAGCACCACGUCCCUCUUCAAGCUGCACGGCGGCGACGCGCCGCCCGGUCGGGCUGCGAGGCGGCACGUGGUCAUCACGGGGACUGCGUCCGCUGCGAGCAGCGCGCGCGCGCCCGCCCGACGCGCGGGAAACGCCGCGUCGCCCGCAAAGCCCGCAACAAUGCCGCGCCGAGAUGCGCGUCUCCACUGA
Prorocentrum cordatum is the source of this 372-nucleotide messenger RNA. The record is from the annotation of a GenBank genome assembly. NCBI's taxonomy places the organism in Eukaryota, Dinophyceae, Prorocentrales, Prorocentraceae.